Messenger RNA from Sciurus carolinensis (gray squirrel), 2921 nucleotides. It is a transcript of the gene Kat14, whose product is annotated as lysine acetyltransferase 14. The record is from RefSeq and is a predicted model, not a curated record. NCBI's taxonomy places the organism in Eukaryota, Metazoa, Chordata, Mammalia, Rodentia, Sciuridae. Bases 16 to 2364 code for a protein of 782 amino acids. Gene Ontology annotation, molecular function: acyltransferase activity, transferring groups other than amino-acyl groups. The transcript has 10 exons.
UGUGAGAAGGAAGGUAUGGAUAGUAACAUCCACCUCAGUAGUUUGAUAAGUCGACACGAUGACGAAGCCACAAGAACAUCUACCUCAGAAGGACUGGAGGAGGGUGAAGUGGAGGGAGAGACUCUCCUGAUUGUAGAAUCAGAAGAUCAGGCAUCCGUGGACUUAUCUCAUGACCAGAGUGGGGAUUCCCUCAACAGCGAUGAAGGAGAUGUGUCGUGGAUGGAGGAGCAACUGUCCUACUUCUGUGACAAGUGUCAAAAAUGGAUACCGGCCAGUCAGCUGAGGGAACAACUCAGUUACCUUAAGGGUGAUAAUUUUUUUAGGUUUACUUGUUCUGAUUGCUCGGCAGAUGGCAAGGAACAGUAUGAGAGGCUGAAGCUGACAUGGCAACAAGUUGUCAUGUUGGCAAUGUACAACUUGUCUCUGGAAGGAAGUGGACGUCAAGGUUAUUUCAGGUGGAAAGAAGACAUCUGCUCUUUUAUUGAAAAGCAUUGGACUUUUUUACUAGGGAAUAGGAAAAAGACUUCUACGUGGUGGAGCACAGUAGCAGGUUGCCUCAGCGUGGGAAGUCCUAUGUACUUUCGUUCAGGUGCUCAGGAAUUUGGAGAGCCUGGAUGGUGGAAACUUGUUCAUAACAAGCCCCCAACAAUGAAACCUGAAGGAGAGAAGUUGUCUGCUUCCACUUUGAAAGUAAAAGCAGCCUCAAAACCAACAUUGGAUCCCAUCAUUACUGUUGAGGGACUGAGAAAACGGGUGAGCCGGAAUCCUGUGGAAUCUGCCAUGGAACUAAAGGAGAAAAGGUCUCGAACUCAGGAAGCCAAAGACAUUAGAAGAGCUCAGAAGGAAGCAGCUGGCUUUCUGGACAGGAGCACAUCUUCUACCCCUGUGAAAUUUAUAAGCCGAGGCCGCAGGCCAGACGUGAUUCUUGAAAAAGGAGAAGUAAUUGAUUUCUCAUCCUUGAGCUCCUCUGACCGCACCCCUCUAACAAGCCCAUCUCCUUCUCCCUCUCUGGAUUUCUCUGCCCCAGGGACUCCUGCCUCUCAUUCUGCCACGCCUAGCUUGCUUUCAGAAGCUGAUCUGAUUCCAGAUGUGAUGCCACCGCAAGCCCUGUUUCAUGAUGAUGAUGAGAUGGAAGGUGAUGGGGUCAUAGACCCAGGGAUGGAGUACGUCCCGCCCCCAUCUGGGUCAGCAGCUUCUGGCCCAGUGGUCGGAGGCAGAAAAAAGGUCAGAGCACCUGAACAGAUAAAGCAGGAGAUAGAGAGUGAGGAGGAAAAGCCUGACAGGAUGGAUGUUGACAGUGAAGACACAGAUUCAAACACAUCUUUGCAAACAAGAGCUCGAGAAAAGAGGAAGCCUCCACUGGAGAAAGACACAAAACCAAAAGGGCCCAAGUAUACUCCUGUGAGCAUCUAUGAGGAAAAGCUUCUGCUCAAGAGGUUGGAAGCCUGUCCCAGUGCAGUUGCUAUGACACCAGAAGCUCGGAGACUGAAGCGGAAAUUGAUUGUCAGACAAGCGAAGAGGGAUAGGGGAUUACCACUUUUUGACUUGGAUCAAGUUGUUAAUGCUGCUCUUCUGUUAGUUGAUGGGAUUUAUGGAGCCAAAGAAGGAGGAGUUUCCAGGCUUCCAGCUGGACAAGCCACGUACCGAACUACCUGUCAGGACUUCAGGAUCCUUGACCGAUACCAGACUGCCUUGCCAUCCAGGAAAGGAUUUCGGCACCAGACCACCAAGUUUUUGUAUCGUUUAGUGGGAUCAGAAGAUAUGGCUGUGGACCAAAGUAUUGUCAGCCCUUAUACUUCUCGAAUUUUGAAGCCCUAUAUCAGGCGUGAUUAUGAGACAAAGCCACCCAAACUGCAGCUCCUGUCACAGAUUCGUUCCCACCUACACAAGAAUGACCCUCACUGGACACCUGAACCCGAUGCGCCUCUCGAUUACUGCUAUGUUCGACCAAAUCACAUCCCAACGAUCAACUCUAUGUGUCAGGAGUUUUUCUGGCCUGGCAUUGACCUGUCUGAGUGCCUGCAGUAUCCAGACUUCAGUGUAGUCGUCCUUUAUAAAAAAGUCAUUAUUGCCUUUGGCUUCAUGGUUCCUGAUGUGAAGUACAAUGAAGCAUAUAUUUCAUUUCUGUUUGUCCAUCCUGAAUGGAGAAGAGCGGGGAUUGCAACUUUCAUGAUCUAUCAUCUGAUUCAGACCUGCAUGGGCAAGGAUGUAACCCUUCACGUCUCAGCAAGCAACCCCGCUAUGUUGCUCUACCAGAAGUUUGGAUUCAAGACUGAAGAGUAUGUUUUAGAUUUUUAUGAUAAAUAUUACCCGUUGGAGAGUACAGAGUGUAAACAUGCGUUCUUUCUGAGGCUGCGGCGCUGACAUGAACCCGGCUCUUCCAGAGAAAUGUGUGGGCUAUCAGAGAAUGGGUCUUCACAGAGACCUGCAGGCAGUCACUCAUUUCAUAGUGGGCUCUCAUCUCCUCUGCAAUUAGACAGAUGGGCCUCCACACCUCAGCUGGGAGAACCGAGCAUUGGGCAGUGGAGUGAGUGCUGAGGAGCAGUCACCCUUUAGUCCUUCGUGGAGCAACCUUCAGCCAACAUCCUGGAUUCCAUCAUUUACUAAAACUGAAUACUGCUGCUGUCCCUCCCUCCACCUGACAGCUUGUGAGAAUGAAGGAACUUCUAGAUUGAUAUUCUUGGUGAGAGAGAAUCUGUGUGUCUUAAUUUAGAGGACAGGAAACCCAAGAAGGCACUGUGUCCUGGGAUAAGAGAAAUGAUUACAGAAAAGGAUUCCUACCCUAUUCCCAGUCAGUGAUGUAUUGACAUUAGGUCCAGGAGGACUUCUAGGGCAUUGAAGUUCUCUUGACUUUUGCUGACUUCUGUCACUGUCAGGAAAAAUAAACUAAAUAUCUGUGUCUACAUAUGGCUUUAUCUGUU